GUUGGUCCAGCUUACGUGCAAUUGUCUGCGACGCGUAUAUAAAACCUAAAACUUUUAAAAAAGUAUUUCGUAGUACACAACAACCAAAAAAGAUUCAAGUCAAAUGGAAUUGUGCGACUAAAAGUUAUUUUAAGGAAGUAAUAAUCCCUGAACUUUAACGCUGCACGAACCAGUUUCGAGGCGUACAAAUAGUCCACAACUCAAAUAGUGUUAAGAUGAUAAAAGUUCUGGACUACAAAAAAAGGGUUCUCGUUCAACUCAAGAUUUUACGCCAUUACACUAAAUUGAAUCCACGGAUUGUUAAUUCACUGUUUGUAAAAAUUAUAGUUAUGAGUACAGUCACAAGCCAACAAGAAGAAGAGUAUCAUUUAAGUCUUCAAUCAGAUGAUGACUCUUAUAGCACUGGUGGUGAUUCUGGAUUUAGUAUGGGUCAAGAUGAAGAUGAAAAGUCUGCAAUAAAAAAGGAAGAACAAGAACCAUCCAUUCUAAUUGUUGAUGAGAGUACCUCAACCAGUUUCUUUUCACGUCUUGUGUCCAUUCCUAUUAUUCAAGACAGUUUCACAGGCGCCCAAAAUAUUGUGCGACAGAACUCUGUUGGUAAACGAGCACUUGAUUAUGCUGAAACAAAAUUACAAAAUAUGGUCAUCUCGGCCCAGCCUUACUUGGAAGAAAAAAACACAACAGGAGGUCGUUUUCUUUCACAAGCAAAUUGCCUAGGAAACAAAUCUCUCGAUAUACUAGAGCGACAAUUUCCCUCCAUCUCUUCUCCCACUGAUCAGCUUGUUCAACCUAUUACAGGCCGUAUCGAGUCGGCUGUAUCCCAUCUCCGAGAGAAGAAAUCUACUAUGGUUGAUCCACGUAUUGAUUCGCUUGCAACCAACUUUGAAUCCUUAAUCCAACAAUAUUUUCCUGCUGUAGAGGGAGAAAAAGAAAUUCAAAAAGAUGACAAAAAUGCUGUUAACCGUUUGAUGAACGCGGUCAAUCUUUUGUCCGCCAGAGCCUCUAAAAGAAUCUCCACAAAGGUUUCAGCAACCGUUGACGAGGAGAGGCAAAUAAAGCAAAUGAUUCGUACGUGGGUUCUGGAGCAGGCUAACACGAUGACACAACAACCUCAAGUUGAAUCUCUCAAAGCAAAAUUUUUUCAUGAAAGCUCGCCGAUACAGGUCAUGUACAGCUUUACGCAAACAGAGUUUGAUAAAGUGCGUCAAGAAUUGACUAACCCAAACAUCAGUCACAUGGACAGAAUUCGUAAUAUUUUGGUUUUAUCUCAAACAGACAUCUUGUUACCCUUGUAUCGCUCCAUCUGGUCUCGUCAACAAAACCACAAAGAAAUGCCUGUAGUUUUAAAUUAAAAUGUGUAAUAUUCUAUUCGUAUUAAAUAUUCCUCCCCUUUUGUGUCACACAUUUGUUACAAAUAAAGUCUUUUCAUCAUUACUCUUU
This is a messenger RNA of Mucor mucedo, 1440 nucleotides long. RefSeq lists its product as uncharacterized. Bases 216 to 1352 code for a protein of 378 amino acids. The transcript is spliced from 4 exons. The record is from RefSeq and is a predicted model, not a curated record. NCBI's taxonomy places the organism in Eukaryota, Fungi, Mucoromycota, Mucoromycetes, Mucorales, Mucoraceae.